Cydia fagiglandana is the source of this 6236-nucleotide messenger RNA. RefSeq lists its product as uncharacterized. Gene Ontology annotation, molecular function: RNA polymerase II transcription regulatory region sequence-specific DNA binding; DNA-binding transcription factor activity, RNA polymerase II-specific. Gene Ontology annotation, biological process: regulation of transcription by RNA polymerase II. The record is from RefSeq and is a predicted model, not a curated record. The transcript is spliced from 2 exons. The coding region runs from base 208 to 3351 and encodes 1047 amino acids. NCBI's taxonomy places the organism in Eukaryota, Metazoa, Arthropoda, Insecta, Lepidoptera, Tortricidae. Gene Ontology annotation, cellular component: nucleus.
UAAAAAUCACUUAGAUUAUAAUUUGUUGCAUUAAAAAAAAUUGUCUGCAACCCAAAAUUUUGACUUUUUUGAGUCUUUUGUCAUAAUUGUGACAGUAAACUGCUUGUUUAUACUUCAAUCACAUUUUAACUGCACAUAAUCCUGAUUGGUGUUUGUUUUAAUCAAUGUACAAAAAGGUAUUACACGGCAUUACUUCUGUUCAUAGUCAUGGCAUCUAGACAGAGAGAUAUAAUAACUCUUAUUGAACAGUUACAAAAAGGCUUAGAUAGCGCUGUUUCUGGAUUAUCAAAGAAGACUGAAGCUCGUAGAAGCUCAGACACAAUUCCUGGGACAUCUGGCGAUGUUAGAAAUGAGAAUGAUGGUAAGAUGACUCCUGUAGCACGGGCAAUAACAACCAAAAGACUAUAUGAUGCUACAGAGCAGCAUCAAUCAGAUUUAAAAAGACCAAGAAGAAUGUCUAUUAAUAACUCGGAAUUGAGAUUUAGAUGCAGUUACUGCUCUGCGAGAUUCCCUUCUCUUACAAUGGUGAGAGACCAUACCAGAGCAUGCCACAGAGACGAAAAUGAAUGGAGGAGAGAAAAAAAAUCAAAUCGCAAUAGUACUAAACUUAAUAGUACAACUGUAGUAGGUAACAGUACAACGGGAUCAAAGUUAAACCAACUAGAGAGGAAAUCAACAUUUCUGUUUAGAUGCAAGGCUUGCAAAUUUGCUAGCGUAUCUUAUAGCCACAUGAUUGAACAUUGCCAAUAUCAUGUAGUCACAUCUGAAAAUCCAGAGGCUUUUGUCUCUAGAAACUCUACAAGAAAAUGCGUAAUAUCUAAUGAAGAAUAUGAUGUUGAUUUUGACACAUACAAUGAAUGUAAAUGUGGUUCGGAUUAUGCUUAUAAAUUAAUAAAUUGCGAUUAUAAUCUAUUGAAACAGGACAAGUGGCCAGGAAUCGUGGAUAACUUAACAAAGCCAGAGAUAGACAUGAUAAACUGUAAUAGUAUAUAUUAUUUCACACGGAUUGUUCGCUUGACAUCUCAGAAAAUGGCUUCAUCUGCCCCAUUUAUGGUGUUCCAAUGCGAGAAAUGUCUGAAGCAUAUUGAUCCUCAUUCCGUAUUGGCACAUGUCGUAGAAAACUCGUGCAAUAAAGAGCUUCCUGAAUACCCUUGUUAUGAGUGCAAGAGACCAUUUCUUAACGAGAAUACCAUGUAUCUGCAUUACAAGAUGCAUCAAGCUGCAGUCAGUUCCAAUAUGAAUUUCAGGACGGUUUUUUUCAAUCAUAAAGAUGAUGAUUUCUUUAAUGCACUUUUACUAAAAGCAGCUGGAGUUAUCAUGCAAAAUGCAUCAAGUAGAAAAAAAAGUGCACAAGCAAAGCUAUCUGAUGAUGCAAAGGCUCAAAUUCAAGUAAAAACCAGCCCACAAGCUAAAGAUGUUCAAAAAGUGACUGAAGUUACCUCACAAAAUGUGCCUAAUUGGUCAAAAUUAGCACAAUCAAGAUCUGAUAUAACAAAGACACAAAUCCUGUUUUUAAAUAACAGCACCCCAGUAAAGGAUGUUCAGAAAACUACUGAGCUUACCCCUGUAUCAAGCGGAUCACAACUACAGAGGUCACUAACAUCUGGUGCUGCAAAGAGUGCAAAAGAACCAAUUCAACUGAAAAUUGUCCUUGAAAGAAUUGAUGCUAGAUCACUCAUUAUCCCAGGAACAACAACAGGUACUCAAAACAAAACUGUGUCUGAAAUCACCAGUAAUAUUGCAAAAGACACAGAUAAACCAACUACAGUUUAUAAAUGUCAAUGUGAAUUAUCCUUCCACAAAUUGGAAUGUCUAUUCAGACAUCUCGGAAAAUGCCCUUCAGAUAAAACAGCUAGAAUAUCUUGUGUUUGUGGAUUAGUUUUUGAUGAACAACAAUAUCAACUCCAUUAUGGUAUACAUAGCCAAGGUUUAACUAAAUUGAAUGUCAAAAGAAUUAUUAUGUUUGAUGAAAAAAUAAUAGGCCUUAAUAACAAAAUAAAUGAAAAAGAAAAGAGAGAAUUAGACUACAAUCAACUUUGUAAAAAAGCUAUUUCGGAACUUAUAGAUACAAUAAAAAAUAUAGCUUCAAGUUUGCCAGAUAUUAGAGAGAUCAAAACGGAGGUAAGGGAAGAAAUAAUUGCAGAACCUGAAACACGGUCUGUUGGUUCAGGAGAUGGUUUAAUUACCGUAGCUUUUAAAUCUCAAGGAACAAUGACUGAAAGGGAAAUACAAGCAAAACAAGCAGAAAAAAAGUCAGUUGCGACAGACACAGAUGAUUUAAAUAUAUCAGUGCCAGGAGUACAAACUGUUCAUGAGGUGAACAAUAAACUUUGUAAUAGAAAACAAGCUUUUGAUGCUAAAUCAGUGGGUUCAGGGGUAGAUAAUUCAAAUAAAUCUGUCAUGACAUCUCAAGGAACAAUCUCUAGAACAGCGGCACUAACUAUUCUUGAAGUAAAGAAAGAAUUGGGUAAUACAAAACAAGCUACUGAAACAAAGUCAGUUGAUUCAGUAUCAGACGAUUUAAAUAUAUCAGUUAUGAAAUCUCAAGGUAAAUUUGCUGUUGUAUCAGAAAUACAAACUGCUUAUGAGGCAAAUAUAGACAAAAAUAAUAUAAAAGAAGAUGUUAAAACGAUGUUAGUUGGUUCAGAAGCUGGUGAUAUAAAUAUAUCACUUUUGAAAUCUCAAACUAUUGAUAUGAUGACUAACACAGAAGCACAACCUAAAGUAACAAAAAUAUCAAGCAGUAGUUUUGAAUUAGAUCUUUCGUGUGCAAGAGAAGAAGAUGGUAGAUUAGUAGUUGACGUGAACAAUAAAUUUAAGAAACCAAAUCAAUUCAAUUGUGGUGCAGAUAAAAUAGACAAGUAUUAUAUGUCCAUUCUCAAAACUAUAAUAGAAGCAAAGACGAAAGAAAGUGUUACGGAUAAAACCAAAGCUCAUCAUAGUACUGAAUCCACUAGAAAUAUUAGUGAGAAAAAUAUAAAUAUUAGUGAGACAAAACUAGAAGAUCACAAUGAAACAGUGACUAAAGUUGAUCAAACACAAAAGUCACUCGACAUGAAUCAAGGGAAAAACGCGUUCGAAACACAGGCUGAAAAAAACAAGGAAUAUGAUAAAAAUAUUGAAACAAUAGAAUCUGAUAAAAAUAAAGAUGUGGUUGAAACUAAAGGUAGUACUAGUAGGAUUUACACUGAAGAUGAACUGCUGAACGGGCCUGAUAAUCCUGAAAUGUCUGUUUACUUUGAUGCUGAAGAAUCACUGUUGACUGAUGAUGAAGGUCCGAUACUACUUUAUGAAGAUGAUGAUAUUAUUGAAGAUCAGAGAUGUGAAAAAUACUUUAUAAAAAGUAUUUAAAUACAAAAUACAAAUACUUCCUUGAUAAUACUAUUUCAAAUGCAAAAUACAAAAUAGUUUUUGAAUUUGUAUUUAAAUACAAAAUACGAAAUAGGUAUUUUCAAAAUACUUUUUUAAAAUACAAAUACUUUGCGAUAAAAGGUACUCUGGGUAGUGAAUACCUAGUCUGAAUUAAAAAGUAUUACUCGGAAUUUCCGAGUUGAAAAGACUCUCUUUAUUCUUUGAAAUCAAUCCUCUAUCUAAAGUGCAAAUUUCUAGUUGUUUGCUCAUAUGGGCCAUUCUAUUUAAAUUUGCCCCUACACUUUUUCUCAAAAUUGGGAUUUCUUAUGUUAUUUCUACUCAGAAUCAUGAGCUCUUUUGAUCCUAAUAGGAGAAAAAAAGUGUCCCAAAAUUUCCAUACAUUUUUCGAUCUUUCCAUUCCGAAACCGCCAUACAAAGUGUAUGAAAAAAUGGUAACAGAAUGGGAAAAAAACCUUGGGACACUUUUUUUCUCCUAUAAGGAUAGAAAGAGCUCGUGAUUCUGAGUAGAAAAGACAUAAAAAAUCUCAAUUUUGAAAAAAAAAUGUAGGGGACAACUUUAAAUAAAUUGGCCCAUAUUAACCUAGGUAUGGAUGAUGGUUUUUAACAGCCAACUUUUAAAGCAUUAAUUUGUAAUGUUUUACAGCCAAUUAGCCAAUUUAAUGCCUCUCGUUAGUGUGAUGAAAACGUCUCGUUUGUGUUUCACCAGGGCAGAAAAGUUUGUUCUCUUCUCGUGCCUUGAAACCCUCGCAACACUCAAGAUUCCACUUUUUUAACCACUCGCUACGCUUGUGGUCAUGUGCGACGUUACUAAACAGAUUCAACAGUUCCAUGUUAAAAGAAUGAGAGAGUUGCCAGGAUUGUCACAUCAGAAGAUAUUGUAACUCCUACCUACAUUACCUACCUACUAUAAAGUAUUUUGUAUUUUGAAAAUAGAAAAUAGGUCCCAAAAACUAUUUCAAAUAAAAUACAAAAUAGUUUUCUUCAAAAGGUAUUUAAAUACAAAAUAGGUAUUUUGUAUUUGCAUUUUAACCCUUAAUCAAAUAUUGGGAAAUUAUUUCCCACUUCAUUCUAAUUUACGAAAUAUUUUUUAUCUUUUUAAAGGCAGCACUCAGCGAUACCAACCAUACAGAUUUAAAAUCUUAGUAACAUUUUGAAUUUGAAAAAUGGCAACACUUUUCUAAUGGCCGCCAUUUGUGACCAUACGUCAAAGUCAAUGUCAGAUGUUGUGAUUUUUUUUGCAAUAACGACAAUUUUUUUAGUGUUUUGAGGUUAAGUGCCAAAAAAAAUCUUUUAAGUGCAUACACUGAAUACUAUCAUAAACUAGACUUAUUUUCCCUGUGUUUUGCUUGAAAAGAAUUGUGAUAACGAUAUGAUUUAGCCAAGAUUUUAAGGUUUUAGUAAGUGGGUAAUUAUUUCCCAUUGUUUGUUCCUGAACGUACGAUUUACAAAAAAAUUGGUAGGUUUUAUCAAGUGGGAAAUUAUUUCCCAGUGUUUGUUCUCCACCUAAAUUUUAAUUGGUUUCCAUAAAUAAAAAUAUAUGCCCGUUCGCCUGUAACACAAACAAAUCUGUGCCUGUUUUUGUUUUCUUUUUACUUUUAUUUAUUUCUUUGAUUUUUGAAGAUAACGUUAAAGGACUAUACUUGAAUUCCAAGCAAAGCCGGGGGGAGGUACUAACUAGUAAAAAGUUCGUAACCGUAUCGGACAAUGGGAAACUAUUUCCCACUUCAUUCAAGAUUUUGCUAUUCCGUAACGGAUAAUGGGAAAUUAUUUCCCACCGCUAAACCCCCCUUUCUCCCCCACUAAAAUUCUUUUUAUAUAUUUUUUCGUAAUCUACGCACCCAAAUUACCAAAAAACCAUUCUUAGUUUUCAAAAAUCUCAUAAAAAGUGUUCCGUUUGAUUAAGGGUUAAAUACAAGUAUUUCAAGUAAGUCAUAUCUCUGUAGAAGAUUAAAUAAAACCAAGAGUAGGUAUACAUGUAAAUAAAUUACUUCUAAUUUCUUUUUGGCAGAUGAUUUUUGUAUGUAAAGAUGUGCCGUCGGAAUGUUUCCAAAAUUACGAAAUUUUCACAUGAAAAUUUUGGAUUGUUUUCUUUAUUUAAAAUGGGGCUCAAAUUUUUACAUUUCCAGAAUGAAAGUUUCCUUUAUUUCCUGUGGAAAUUUCUGAGAAUUUUUCCAACUUUGUGGAAAGUUACUCUAUUUGCACAUCUGUAUUUAUUUGUUGUUUUAAGACCAGUCCAGACGAGAACAAUUUUUCGCCAAUCUGAUUAAAUUGUCUUAUCAAAUCAGGUGGUGAGCUGGUGAGGACCCAAACGCCAAUUUGGAUUGCCUAUUUCGACCGCCGAUUAUGGCCGAUAUUACCGAUAAAAUGGGGGUGCGGACGCAAGAAAAGAAUACCAAAUUGUAACAAUAGUACUUAUUAGUGGUAGCAUUUUUUUUAACCCUAUGCUGCCGCCAUCUAUAAAAAUCUUUUACAGUUGCCAACCCCGUUGCACAUCAUAUUACAAACUGGGAUCCACUCGGCCACCAUUGCUGUAGAAUGAAAUAGCAAUAUCACUUGCUCCAUCUAACGCAUAAAUGCGUCCCUUGGAGUGGCCGGCGUUGGCCCAUCGUGUAGAGGAGCCAUGAGAAGGUUAUAUGGACAUAUUACAUAAAAAGCUAGUCAUUUUGAUAACUACUAGGAUAAUAAUCUCAUAUCACAUCAGACACAUGUAAUGUUUACUCAUAGUUUUACUUCUGUAAAUUAUGUUAAUUAGGGAUUUUCGGGGGAUUUUUAUUUUUUUAAUAACCAUUAUUAUUUUAGUGUAUGGAAUGAUGUAUCUAUUAAUUAUGAAUACUUAUUACCUAUUAUUAAAUUAUUUACAAACA